Molecule: messenger RNA, 420 nt
Organism: Heterostelium album PN500
Lineage: Eukaryota; Evosea; Eumycetozoa; Acytosteliales; Acytosteliaceae
Exons: 2
Coding region: 1-420 (139 amino acids)
Source: RefSeq, a predicted model, not a curated record
AUGGAAAAUAAAGUAUUGGAAUAUGUACUUUUCCUCAUCCUAAAGAGUGAUGGUGUAUAUUUGAAAGAGAUAGAGAUAUUCAAUUCGGUUUUGCUGUGGAUUCGUGCCAAUGUCAAAGGUGUCACAAUUGAGAGAAUUGUUGGUGGUGUUAGAGGUAAUUCAGAGAAUAACAAAAAUAACAACAAUGAAAAGGUUUUAGCAAAAUUAGAAGAGAUUUUCCAAUUGAUUCGUUUUCCACUAAUGAGUUACGAGGAGUUAGUUUCUGAUGUCGAACCAUAUCAAAUUAUACCAGACCGAUUGCUAUUGGAAGCUUAUCGAUACAAGUCAGUGCCUGCACACUCAAAAUUACCUCAAACCUCUAUCAUUAUCAGCAAGCAUCGAUUGCAAAACAGUAACAUCACAACUCAUAUAAUUCAAUAA